AUGGCAUUUAUCCAUGAUGUAUGACCAUGACCACAACAUAUAUAAAUCGACUCAGUUUUUAACGCUGAUUCCGAAUCUGAUAUUAGUUUUGAACCAAAUCGUAGCUUUCUAACAAAACAUUGACUGAAAAAGGUCUAAAAACUGCAUGAAGAAAGCAAAUAGCCUAGAUAUGUGUCAGAUGAUAAAAAACAAAGUGAAUAUACCUGUUCACUUUUUCAAGUACACACAACACUGGGAUUUAAAUCCGAGGUUUUCGCAUUUAUUUGGUCUCAAAUGCUGGGUAUCAAUUUGGAUGAUUUUCGCUUAUUACCAUAAUUGUAUCUUAGGAUAGAAACAACAACAAGAUCUGAAGUAUUUACAAAAAAAAAAAAAAUCUUAUUUUCAUUAAGGUUUAUCUCGAUAUAAAAUUUCAAGUCGAAAUUCAAAAAUUAGUUUUUCUGUUACUUCGUCUUUCAUUAAAAAAUGACUGUAAAAGUACAGUAUCAUUACAGCUAAAGAUAUGAACUCUUUUCAGAAUAUUUGUAGGUCAUUAAAAAUUUCCAUGAUAUACAUAAUCUCGAAUGAAAAUUGAUUUAUCAAUUAAAGGACUUCUCCUAUGAAAAUAUAAAGGUUUAUUAUUUUUUUUUGUAGAUCGAAAUUAUUUGAUUCAAAAUUUUAUUAAUCUUUAUCUAAUUCGUUUUUAUAUUUGAAUAGGUAUGUUGGUCUCCCGAUGGUAAAUAUAUAGCAACAGGUGGUGAAGAUGAUUUUAUAACAUUAUUUUCUCUUGAUCCAGAUGAACAUACAUCUCGUGUAAUAUGUCGUGGUCAUGGUCAUACAUCAUGGAUAAAUGCCAUAUCAUUUGAUUCCUAUAUGAAUGCUAAAACUUAUUAUUUAUCAUUUAUUCAACCAUCAUCAUCAUUAUCAUUAUAUAAUGAUAACCUUGGAAUAAAAAAUUUUAAUUCAUAUACACAUAGUGAUGCAUCAUAUUGUGAUACAAAUAUUCCAUCAUUAUUUUAUCGUAUUGGUUCAGUUGGACAAGAUAAUCGUUUAUGUUUAUGGGAUAUAACAGAAGAUAUACUUAAAAUAAAUUCAAAUAGUAAACAAAAUUCAUUAUCAUAUCCAUUAAUAUCAUCAACAAUAACAUCAAAUGGUUAUAUAUCAUUACCAUCUGAUAUAACAAUAAAUACUCAAACAUCAACAACAAAAUCUUCAUUUUCAUCUAUAACAUCUCGUCUUUCAUUUGUACGUCAUUCAAAUAAAGUAAAUAAAUCGAUUGAUGAUACAUCUGAUAUAACUUUAUUAGCACAAUCAAAUGGUUCAUCGAAAAAAUCACGAAAAAUGCCAUUAUUUUCAAAUACAUCAAGUGGAAUAAAAUCUUUAUCAUCAAAAGUAACAACAACAACAACAACAACAUCUGAUGAUACAAAUCAAAGUUCAUUAUCAACAUUAUUAAAUAAUAAUAAUUUAUCAUCACGUCAAACAAAUUUUGAUUUAACUAAAAGUACAUUUGGUACAAAUUUAUGUCCUAAAUUAGAUGAUAUACAAGUUAUUGAACCAGUUAUUGCAGAAUUUAUAGCACAUGAACGUUUAAAUGGUAUUUAUUUCGGUGAAAAUUAUUUAAUUACAUCAUCACAAGAUGGACUAAUUACCAUUUGGGAAAAAUCACAAAAACUUCUAAAUAUUAAUAAUGUACGUACAAGAAAAUAUAGAUCAAUUAGGACUAAAGAUCUAUGAGAUUGAAACACAAAUUUAAAGUAAAAUAUUCUAUUGUUAUAAGCAAAUUAUCUUAUAAAUUAUAUGUUACUUAAUCUUCUAAAAUUGAAAUAAGGAAUAAGUUCAUAUAUUAGAACGAAUAUAAGAUCUUUUAUCGUAUAUCAAUAAUGUUUUUAGUGUACUCAAAAAGUGAGUACACUACUAAAAUCGGUCUGUGUGUCUGUCCGGCCGUUUACACGAUAACUUUCGAAAGGAGAGUCAGAUCAUGAUGAAAUUUUCUGCACAGUUCAGUCUUAACAAUGUCUCGGUCGAGUUCUAAGAUGAGAAAGAUCCGUCACGAAAUGGCUGAGUUAUCGAAAAAAUUGCCAUUAUUGAGAAUACCAUCCCUGAAGGGGGGUACAGGGAUUUUUUCAAAAAAAAAAUAUUUUUCUCGAAAUGUUUGGGAAGAGAUAUAGAU
Rotaria sp. Silwood2 is the source of this 2149-nucleotide messenger RNA. The record is from the annotation of a GenBank genome assembly. NCBI's taxonomy places the organism in Eukaryota, Metazoa, Rotifera, Eurotatoria, Philodinida, Philodinidae.